Olea europaea var. sylvestris is the source of this 912-nucleotide messenger RNA. RefSeq lists its product as uncharacterized. The coding region runs from base 443 to 757 and encodes 104 amino acids. The record is from RefSeq and is a predicted model, not a curated record. Lineage: Eukaryota; Viridiplantae; Streptophyta; Magnoliopsida; Lamiales; Oleaceae. The transcript is spliced from 2 exons.
UUUAAAUUCGUAUUUGACAUUAACUUUGACCAAUUGAAUUUUAGACUUUGACUAAAUAAUUUUCUUGACUUUGACUAUGAGUGAAUGGGUUAUAACACACAAGUAGGCUAUAUAAACAAACUGCUCAAAGCCCAUCUUAUUAUUUAUCUAAAUUUGAUACACUGUAGAUAUGAAAGUCUUCAAAAUUGUAUUUAUUUUUUAUUUAUUUUUUGGUUUUGUUCAUUUGUUCAUUGAAUUGAGGCUAUGAUGUAUAUUUUAAUAUGAAAUUUGUGAGAUUGAACUGAGGCUUUGUUCAUUGAACUAAGACUAUGAUGUAAAUUUGUAAUAUAAAAUUUGUGAGAUUGAAUCGAGGCUAUGAUGCUCAUUGUUAUGUAAUUGUUUUUUUGUUUUGUUCAUUCUCUCUUCGAGGUUAAGGGGCAGCUUGUAAUAGGCGGGAGAAAUCAUGGAGUAUGUCAUAGUUGAUACGGAGCACAAACGUAAAUGGUUCAAUUGUUGCAGCGCGAACUCUGGCUAUUGGAAGUGGUUUAAAGUAGGAGAAACAAGUGGUGAAUCAAAGAAUGUUUGCAGUACAUCUACUAAGCCUUUGGCGAACAAAUUAGAUGAAGAUAUAUUUGGUGUGUUCCAAACCAUGUGUCACCUAAGCCACGAGAAAGAUGUGGAUAUUUCCGUGAACUACGUAAAGGAAAUGCUGUUGCGGAGGGGAAUAAGAAGUGAAAAGUGUGGGCCUACUUUUGUUGUUGUUGAUGUGUUUGCCUAACAUUUCGCAUAUUUGGAGUCUGUAAUUGCAUGCCUAUCAUUUUGUUAUUUAGUUUAUGUGGUCAAUGGAAUUGGGUGUCUAUCAUUUGGUUAUUUAGCUUUUAUGGUGAAUGUAAUGUCAUGCCUAUCACUUGGUUACUUAGCCUAUCGUUUUGU